Molecule: messenger RNA, 2601 nt
Organism: Oikopleura dioica
Lineage: Eukaryota; Metazoa; Chordata; Appendicularia; Copelata; Oikopleuridae
Source: the annotation of a GenBank genome assembly
AUGGAUCGUCGGCAACGGAAGUCGAAACUCACCGCUGACGCCGAGCAAAACAACCUCAUCGCCAGUUUCGAGCAGCAACUCGCCGAGAAAGAAGCGAAGAAACAAGCUCGUCAAGAAGCCGAAAGAGCUCGUGAAUUCGAGCGAGAAAAGAAACGCCGAGAAUUCGAAGCGUUUCAGCAAGAAAUCAACGCGAUCUGCGACUCCGACGAAGACACAACUCCAAAGCCAAAAGUUGUUGAAAAAAGCUAUGCUGUUCCGAUUGCGAUUAGUUCGGUCAAGGGAAGAUGGGACAAAGUCGAGCAAGAUCGAAAGAAAGCUGAAGAUGAGAGGGCAAAGAUUUUGAAAGCAGCUCAUCAAGUUCCAAAGGGAUCUAGCUCGGCUAACAUCCUGACAAAAUUACAGAUUUUCUCGAACGAACGAAAGCAACGAAUGGCCAAAGACGCCCAAGACAAGAAAAAGCUCCAAAAAGAAGAGCUCGAAAAAGAACUCGCCCUCGUCGAGUCCGGCGAGUCCACCCGACGCCGAACGGUUAAAAACACCGCGAAGCCGAAAAAACUUCAAAUUUCCGAAGAUGACCUCAUCAAAAAAGCGGAAGAAGAGCGUCUCAAGAAACUUAGGCUCGAGCGAGAAAAACGAGAAGCAGAAGAUCGAGAGCGAAUGGCGUCUGAGCGAGAAAGACUGCAAGACGAAGAGGAGGAUGAAAUCAAGGAGGAAAAUCAGAAAGUUGAAAGAAAAUCAGUUGUGCCAAAGAAGUUAAACUUGACGAUGACUGAUUUGGAAAAACAGCGAGACGAGCAAUUUCGAAAACGAGCUGAAGAAGAGCGGAGAAGACGAGAAGAAGCCGACAAAAAGCUCUUCGCAGCUGAGCGAGCCCGACUUGCCGAAGAAGACGAGGAUGUUGCUGAAGAAAUGUCGAAUGAGAGGAAGGAAGAAGUGAAAGUGGGAAAGAUUCAGCUGGAUUAUGACAAGAUUGUUUAUGAAAACAACAAGGCGAAAGAAAAAGAGCUGGAAGAGGAGAUGAAAGGCAGGAUGAAGCAGUUCAGGAAUUUGAGGCAGCAAUCGAAGGCCUAUCAGGAAGAGGAUUACAGACAGCGAGAAACUCAGGCGCGAUCAGAAUCAAAAGCCACCGUCAAUGUCUCAAAACUCGACUCAAACAAACUCAAUCUCGACAAACACUUUGCCGAAUCUGAAAAAGAGUCCGAAAGAAAACUUGCCGAAGAAAAAAUGCGCGAACUCAAAGAUGAGAUUCGUCAAUUCAACGAAGCCAAGGCGAGAAUGAUGGAAAACGAAAUGAAAGAUCUUCUUUCGGAGCAAAAAGAAUGCGAAGAAAACCAACCGGUUGUCAAAAAACUCGACGCGAGCAAGGUCAAAUUCGAUAAAAACGCUGAUGAAAAAGUUGCGAGAGAUGCGGAAAUGUUAAGACUCGAGAGGAUGAAAACGCUGAAGGCGGAAAUGGUCGCUUUCGAAGCUCAAAGAAAAGAAAUGGAAAACGAAUUCGAUGUCCUCCCGAACUCAAAGGAGGAAAAAAGUAAAGUUGCUGUUGGAAAACUCGAUUCUUCGAAGACCCAAUUCGAUUCUCUUGAACAACAGAGGGCAGAGAAGAGACUUCAGGAGCUUCAAGAGCAGAGGAUGAAAGAUCUUCAAGCUGAGAUAGAUCGGAUGGAGGAAGAGCGCGAAAAAUUCGAUGAAGAGGAAGAAAUGAAUGGUGAAGAUAAGAAAGAAGAAGUUCAAAAAUCAGCUCCAAAGAAGCUCACGACUGAUUUCGAGAAGAUGCAGCUCAAGAAACAGCUAGAAAUCGAGCGAGAAAUGAAAGAUCAAAAGAUGAAGCAAAUGCAGGCUGAACUUGAAGAGCUCCAGAAAAAAUGGAAUGAUGAAGAAUCUGAGGAAGAAGAGGAGAAUCAGGCUCAAAAAAUCAUCGUCGAGCCCGGAAAAUUGAACAAGCAACAGCUUUCGUUUGACAAGAUGUCGACCGCGAUGAGCUCGGCGGAUCAGAUGCGUUUGAAAUACGCGCGCGAUCAACAACUCAAGGCGGAAACCGAUUGCUUCCGAGAUCUGAACAAGAUCCAGGCCCUUCGACAUUUGUACGAAAUGACCGAGCAUCGGCCGAAAGAACCGGUAAAGAAGAUGAAUUCUGUUUCGAAGUUUGAGAGGAUGCAGCAGAUGCAAAGAGAGGAAGAAGAAAAACGCCUGGAAGAACUAAGGAUGGCGAGAGCCUUAAAAGAACGCUCAGAAAUGAUCGAAGCAAAAGAACGCGAGCUAAGGGAGGAAAUGGAUGAGCUAGAAGAGGAUUCUUAUUCUGACGAAGAUGAUAUGAACGGAUCUCCAGCAUUCCUCGAGCCGCUAGAAGACAUCACGCUAAACGAGGGAGACAAAUUCAAACUAACUUGCUCUAUCGCUGGUUUUCCUCAACCAAAAGUGAUCUGGUAUCAUAAUAAAAUCCCCCUGCCAAAUGGAGUUGAUUAUCAAUACAAAGUCAAGGGAACUUACUACUCGCUUCAUAUGGACGAAGUUUUCAGAGAAGAUGAGGGAACUUAUGCAAUCAGGGCAAUAAACGACAAGGGGAUCGACAUGUGCGAAUGUUUCGUCAAUAUCAGAAGUUGA